Messenger RNA from Pogonomyrmex barbatus (red harvester ant), 1370 nucleotides. RefSeq lists its product as uncharacterized. Gene Ontology annotation, cellular component: nucleus. The record is from RefSeq and is a predicted model, not a curated record. Gene Ontology annotation, molecular function: RNA polymerase II cis-regulatory region sequence-specific DNA binding; DNA-binding transcription factor activity, RNA polymerase II-specific. Lineage: Eukaryota; Metazoa; Arthropoda; Insecta; Hymenoptera; Formicidae. Gene Ontology annotation, biological process: cell differentiation; regulation of transcription by RNA polymerase II.
CUGCGAAAUCGCACAGGCAUUAGGCAGCCCGUUCAAAAUAAACGGGCGGAUUAAUUCGAUGGGAUUGCGGGAGCGGCACGCGCGGGAGGGCGGGAUGCUCCGCGCGCGGCGAGCGCGUAGUACUCCGCUUUCAACUGCGUGCUAACUUCCAGACCCUCUCGUACAUGUGUCUCCACCCCUAUGAUAUAGUCGACGAUAAGGAUGACGAUGGUACCGAGGACGGUUCGGAAACCAGGCGGCUUCCGGUCAGCCGCAGCGUCGUUGGCGACGCAGAAUGAGGUCGAGCGUCCGUACGAUAGCAUGAAAAUCGCGGAUUUCUCUCACGGUGUACCCGCACGAUUCGUCCGCAUGAAUUAUCGCCAUUGAUCGUUGUUAUUGCUUCGUCGAGAGGAAAAUAAUUUUAAUCGACAAGAACGCGAGAAUUGUGAGUGUACCAGCGACAGCGACAACGACAGCGACAGCGACAGCGAUGAUGCAAGAGCACAAAUCCUUCUUGAUUAGAGAUCUUCUAGGAGAUGUAUUAGCCGAUCGAGUUCAAGAAGACUCGGAUGAUUCGGUUGUUCAUUCGGACUCCGAAGACACGAUUGAUCCUGGCAGCAGCCCUUGCACGCGUCUAGAGAGUCCUCCGCCGACACUUUCACCAUCGCCUAAUCCAUCAACCAUAUCUGGAAAAUCUUGUGGGAUGACCAUCAAUAGUGCACUACCAGCUGGUAGAAAACCACGAAGACGACGAACCGCUUUUACUCACGCUCAGUUGGCUUAUCUUGAAAGGAAAUUUCGUUGUCAGAAAUAUCUCAGUGUAGCGGAUCGCAGCGAUGUCGCGGACGCUUUAUCGCUAUCGGAAACCCAAGUGAAGACUUGGUAUCAAAACAGAAGAACAAAGUGGAAGCGACAAAACCAGCUACGAUUGGAGCAGCUGCGUCAUCAAGCGACUGUCGAAAAAGAUCUUCUGGUACGCAGUGUGAGUCUUCAUCAUAGUAACAUAGACGCUUAUUGUUCACCGUAUAAUACACAAACGCAAAGUAAUCAUCCGCCACCGCCACCACCGCCGCCGGCACCAUCUACAGCUUCCACGGCAGCAUUUCUUUCGACGGCGGCCGCGCUUUUCCGAAAUGUUACCUAUGUUCACGGCUGCCCCCUUUAAUCUGCAUUUGCUAAUUUUGAAGAUAAUCUUCAGAUCAACGCACAAUUUAGCUCAAAGUUCUGAAGAAAAGUUCUUUCAGCGAACUACUUGUGUCGUGAGUGUCGUUAAGUUAGCUUAGUGUUUCCAAAAUCAUCAAUUUAUCUUUAGUUAUUUUCAAACUUUACAAAUUGGUGAAUUAAUUGGAAAAAUUUGCAUUGACAAAUCGUUUUAUAUAGUAACCAAUAAG